Molecule: messenger RNA, 4138 nt
Organism: Gasterosteus aculeatus aculeatus (three-spined stickleback)
Lineage: Eukaryota; Metazoa; Chordata; Actinopteri; Perciformes; Gasterosteidae
Gene: st3gal8
Product: ST3 beta-galactoside alpha-2,3-sialyltransferase 8
Biological process (GO): sialylation
Cellular component (GO): membrane
Molecular function (GO): beta-galactoside (CMP) alpha-2,3-sialyltransferase activity
Source: RefSeq, a predicted model, not a curated record
CUUCCUUCCUCUCCCGGUGGGCGGGGCCUCUUGGCUGCGCAUCGUCACACUCCGCAACUCCACAAAGAGAAGGAGACAAACCAUCAGGCCUCCUCCGUUUGUUCUCAGCGAAGCUUCGUGUCGCGCGACCCGGCCGUUUACCAGGUGUGACCCUUGACCCCGUCGUAAAGCAGCGAUGGGCACCGGACCGAAGGUCCAGGCCUCAUGAAGAUGACACUGAGUGGGGAGAUGACAGAACGAAAGGAAAUGUCCAGAUGACGCAGUCCAAAUAUGCGGACGUAGCAGGCUGUAUGUUUGAUUGACAGCUCAAAAUCAACAUCAACACACGCGUCUUCCUGCUGCCGCCCGCUCGUCAUCCAUCCAGCCAUGCUGUUGAGGAGGAAGCUGUGCGUUGCCGUAAUCAUCGCUGCCAUCCUCUUCCUCAUGUUCGCCAGUCAGAGCAUCCAGAUGGGACACUUCCUGCCUCUGUCAGUAGCCCCGCCCACUGGCAGGGAGACAGUUGAACCCACGGCGCCUCCUGCUGAUCUGACCCCCGACCCUCCCAAGACACCCACCCCUCCUCCCCGCCCCACUAAACCUGAAGCCAAGGUGAUCCCUGAAGAGAACUCCCAGCAUGACCCGCGGUUGUGUGGUUGUACCGAGUCCUGCAUUUCGGACCUGGGGAGUUCAGACUGGUUCAGUCAACGCUACGACCCCAAACAGCAGCCCGUCCUGCGAGACGCCAGCGACCACUUUGACUCUAAGGCGCUCAGUUGGUGGCUGAGUCUUCAGCGGUCUGGCAACGACCAGUCUCUCAAGGAAGUGAUGUCAGAGAUGUUCAAGGUUAUUUCCCCUCCCACUGUGGACUUCAGGCCCCUCCCCUCCACCUGCCGUAGUUGCGCGGUGGUCGGCAACUCCGGAAACCUGCGACGGUCAGGAAACGGCAACCUGAUCGACUCCCAUAAUUCUGUGAUCCGGAUGAACAAGGCGGUGACUCGAGGAUUUGAGGAAGAUGUCGGGAAUCGGACGACGCAUCACUUCCUGUACCCAGAGAGCGCGGUGGACGUGGCGCGCGGCGUCAGCCUCGUCCUGCUCCCGUUCAAAGUCAGAGACUUGGAGUGGGUGACCAGCGCGCUGUCCACGGGACAAGUCAAAAUGACCUACAUGCGGGUGAAAGACCGAGUGCAGGCUGAUAAAGACAAGGUUCUGGUGGUGAACCCAGUGUUCUUCAAGUAUGCUCACGAUCGAUGGAAUGAGAGUCACGGUCGCUACCCGUCCACCGGCAUGCUGGCCAUUAUCUUCGCUCUGCACACCUGUGACCAGGUGUCCGUGUUCGGGUACGGCGCCGACCAGCAGGGCAACUGGCAUCACUAUUGGGAGGAGAACCGCUAUGCCGGAGCCUUCAGGAAGACCGGAGUCCACAGCGCCGACUUUGAAACGCUCAUCAUCCGACGGCUCGCCAAGGAGGGAAAGAUCAGUCUGCACCUGUGACCACUGACCUGCACACCUGGUAUUGACCGAUCUGCUGCACCCCUCACAGGCCGACAGCGCUGAUGGUCUACUGAAGGACCGACCCACAUGUAGACUCACAGAGCAAUCUUCUUAUUAACCAGUAUAUCAUUCUCCACUCAAUUCUUGUAACCACGAAGAGGCUCCAUCUCACCGCGUGUCGGCACAUACGGUUGUUGUCCAAAUUUGAGCCGACUGAGCAAAACUGUCAGCUUGUUUCGGGGUAAUCAGACCUGUGUAAAAAUCUCAGGUCAGAUAUCCUUCCUCUGCAGACUCCUGCUGGUUUAAGUGAGUUCCCGCUCGAGCUGAACAUGUUUUCUUCACGACCCUCCACUAUUUCAACUACAAGGAUUGACCACAGCAUUUUUUGCUCCAAGCGGGAAACAACCACAGACUUUUUAUAGAUUUUCUAUUGAAUUUUUUUAAACAGUAUAAAGGUAUAACCUCUUUUCCUUUGUACUAUGAAAGCACUUUGCCCUGAAGAAGAAAUGGCACAAAGGGGCCAUUUGGUUGCUUCUCUUCUCCAACAAUGUUACCUUUUAGACCUUUUAUAUUUUACAUUGUUCAUAAUCCAUCCAUUUAUUCUAACGAAGGCUCAACACAAACCAUCCUGAUUUGGAGGAUUGUCUUUGCCCUGACAGAUUAGAACUAGCUCAAGUUUUCUGUCUCGUCCACAUUCUUCUCGACCGUUGAAUGUGGUCCAAGAGGACUCAACUCAUUUUACUGAUGCUGGAAAGUAGUGAUGUAACUCCUGAUGAUGAUGAUUCAUUUAACAAGAAGAAGUUCAAAACCAUCAGUGACACCACAUGUGUGUGUGUGGUGUGUGUGUGUGGUGUGUGUGUGUGUGAGAGAGAGAGAGUGUGUGGUGUGUAGUGUGUGUGUGUGUGUGUGUGUGUGUGGUGUGUGGGAGAAAAAGUACUGCAAUGUAAGUCCAACCAAAAAGAAGAACCCACCACGUGAAUGGAGUGAGUCAUCAGGGCUGUCAGUACACCCGUACUGUGAAUGUACAAAAACUGUUGCUGGUUGUCAUGGUGAUCUGAAUGAUUGUGGCUUUGUUCACACUUUUGCUGUUUCAUCAAGUUUUCUCACUGAGAAAGUUUGAGUCUGAUUCUGCGUUUGCUGCGUUUUUGAACCACUUAUAAUACUAUACAUACAUCUGUAUAUGUAGAUGUGUAUAUACACGCAUACAACAGCAUGUAAAUAACACAAUGGCUAUCCUGCCGUACCAUCAUUGUAGGUCAGAUACUGCCCGCUUCGAUCGUACGCGGGCCAGACCAUUGAAAUCAUAAUGUGGGUGGCGGUGGUGUUGUAGGUGAUGAAAUUUCCAUAUGACAAAGUCUAAAUUUGACUUUUAGAUGUUGAAACGGUAAUUUGUUAAUCCGUCCACCUUUACCCCAAUUUUUUUCAUGCAAUUUGUCAGUUUUCUUUUAAAUGUCACUUUUUAAUUGGGAUUUUCUAGAGGUGGAUUUACACCUCUACAUUCCCAUAAUGUAGAAAAGGGAGAUUAUAAAGAGACAGGCACUAUGACAGAGCGAAUCUUAUCAUAAAUAUUCAGACAUCCGAGAACCAUUUUUUUUGCAAAACAUUUUAUUGUGUUUCUCUUACAUGUUUAGUAGCAACCCACAGUACAAGUACAACUCUGUAAAAUGUCCGUCUCACUUCGGCUGUAUCAGUCUCUUCUUCAAAUGUCUCUCUCGUAAUGUAUCUCCUGCAAAAAAUGCCACAAAUGCAGCCGAGGUUUUCAGUGGGAUUAAUAACUGUGUUCCGAACCGACACAAUUACCACUUUAAGGUCAAAUCAGGUCGAUAUGAGCCAAAUUCUGCCGAUCGCACCGUAAAAAGCUUCUGCUUCAAACUAACUUGUUGGUGCUCGGCCCUAUGAGCCCGUCGGCAUAGAGUCCUCCCGGCCGCGUCGCACCGCUUCCCCGAGCUCCGUCCAACCAAUCUGUCUCCAUGGCGACAGAGAUGAUGGGAUGCAGCUGGUGGGGGGUCUUUUUAGACGACCCAACAAGCACUUUGAAGCCUCUGCAAAGAAUCAUGAAGCUGAAGUAUCAUCUGGAGGCUGAUGCUCCGAUGUUCAAACACGCUGCAGUUUAGAGUUCAACGCGGUUCGUCUGGAACAAGUCGAGUGGUCUCUUUCAAAAUGCAGAGUCAACGGAAUCUUAAACAUCUGCUGCUUGUUUUUACAGUGUUUUGGGGGGCUGAGGCUUUAUUGACUUCUCCAGGAAAACAACACUUCCUGCUGGUAAACUGGGUAAUGGUUUUCUUGUGUGAAGAAGGUUAAGCCCUUAAACAACAAAUCUGCAGCCCUCCAGAGUCCUGAUGUGGACAUCUGGACGGAAGGUUUUGGAAUUUGCAAAUAAAUGUAGUUAUAACUGAGUAUAAAUCCAAAGUUGUGCUUGUUAGAUUCCCUGCAUUCCGGAUAUUUUCAGGUCAUUACCAAUAGAUAAAAUCAAGCGAUGAUGAAGUGUGUUCAGUCAAAUAGCUUUAAUUCAGCUCAUCAUGUUUAAGCUGUGAUUGUUGAUAAAAGAAAAUGACAUUUUCCCCUUAAGCACCCUGUGGACCGUGGAUUGAUUCCUUCGUUCAUUGUGACACACAAGCACUGUGGAUCUCAAACUAAACACUUAAAAAAUAAAAAACUAUUUGAUACA